This is a messenger RNA of Gastrolobium bilobum, 1491 nucleotides long. RefSeq lists its product as uncharacterized. Bases 1 to 1491 code for a protein of 496 amino acids. The transcript has a single exon. The record is from RefSeq and is a predicted model, not a curated record. NCBI's taxonomy places the organism in Eukaryota, Viridiplantae, Streptophyta, Magnoliopsida, Fabales, Fabaceae.
AUGGCCGAGGAUAACCAAAAUUCACCCGAAGAACUGAUGAGCCACUUCCUAAACCCUAAUUUCUCGCAUCCGACUACGAGUAUUAGAAGGCCUCAAAUCCCAGCGAACAACUUCGAAAUAAAAUCCUCCUUCCUAAAUUUAAUUCAAAGUAAUCUAUUUGAAGGAGACCCGAUCGAAGACCCAAACGGUCAUAUUUCUAAAUUCUUACAGUUGUGUAACCUCAUUAAAGCUAAUGGGGUACCUGCUGAAUCAAUCCGACAGAUGUUUUUUCCUUUCUCCUUAAAAGUAAGAGAACUUAAUUGGUUGGAAUUGCAACAUGCUGAUAGCAUCUCCACGUGGGAAGAAUUAGUUGAAAAAUUUCAAAAGAAGUUUUUCCCACUAUCCCAAUUCUUCGAGCUGAAAGAACAGAUUAACAAUUUCAAGCAGCUCGAAGGCGAAUCCCUGUGCGUGGGAUGGGGAAGAUUUAAAGAACUAAUCAUGAGAUGUUCGCAAUACAUUUUAUCGAAUGGCGAGAAGGUCCGAAUCUUUUACAAAGGAGUUACGUCAACAUAUAAAUUACUCCUUAAUGCCGCAGCUGGAGGUAGUAUUGGAGAAAUUACUCCAACUAAAGCUAUUGAGUUAAUUAAAAAGAUGGCAUCUGAAGAUAAUGAGGUCACACCAAUGCAACCUAAGAAAGGAGUUAUGCAGUUAGAAGGGUACGACGCUUUGUUAGCCAAACAAGACAAGAUGGAUCAAAGGCUGGAUUCACUUGUUAAACUCUUUACCCAAAAUCAAAUCUCUGCGGUUAACUCUCAAUUCCAUGUGGUAUGCGACACUUGUGGCGGACCUUAUAAUGCCGAUAAAUGUGAGGCUAUGGUUACUAUAAACCCAGCUCAGGUGAAUUCUCUUUGGUACGACCAACGUAGGGAGAACAAUCCUUACAGAAACACUUAUAAUCUUGGCUGGAGAAACCAUUCUGAACUUUCAUAUAAUCAAGGAGGACCACAACAAGCUAAUCUGGGAAUUCAACCAGAGCAAUCUAGUCAAAAGGCAGCUUGGGAAAUUGCAUUCGAAAAGAUGUCUCAAGCUCAAACAAGUUUUGUGGAAGAAACCCGAGUAUCUCUCAAAAAUCAAGAAUCAUAUAUUAAAAAUCUGGAAAUUCAGAUUGGUCAGCUUGCCAAACAGAUGGCUGAGAGGCCUCCAGGAACCUUUCCUAGUAAUACAAUUACUAAUCCCAAGCAACAAUGCAAUGCCAUCACUACAAGGAGUGGAAUAGUAAUUCAACCUGUGGAGAAACCAAUAGCUACACCAAGUAAUGAAAAAGAUGCAGAGAAGGAAAAUCCUGCUAAAGAGAAAGCUGACGAUCCUGUCGAUAGAGAUGUCACAAUUUUUGGAGGACCAUUAAAUGAUACCCCAUGUAAGAAAGUAAUAAAGAAGCUUUCUUUAGAGGAAAUGACGAAAUCACUUGGAGACAAUCCUUAUGUUAAGGCUCUUUAUCCUCAGAGAUUAUAG